Messenger RNA from Styela clava, 1041 nucleotides. NCBI's taxonomy places the organism in Eukaryota, Metazoa, Chordata, Ascidiacea, Stolidobranchia, Styelidae. The record is from RefSeq and is a predicted model, not a curated record.
AAAAGAAAAAGCUUUUAGAAAAUGGUUGAGUGCUGUAGAUUGCGAGACGGGAGAGAGUCGGUUGCCAGGCACCAGGCGUCAGGGCAACCAAGUCGACAGGAAUCUCGUGGGUCUUAUACAGUCACUUUAUCACUCCCAUUAGCAAGCGAGAAGGCAGUGAAGUUUACUUUAUUCUGCAUUUCACUUCAAUUACAUAGAUUAGUGUGUACUUGUGACGUCUGAUCUAGUUGGAAACACGUCAAAAAGUGAAAUAUAAUGGAGGAUACUGAAAGAAAGAAAACAAUGAUCGCAGCGCGUGAAAGAGGUCCUGGGCCUGGUAGAUAUGGACUUCCUAGUACGGUUGGGUUCAAAGGACAUGACUUCACAAAACAUCAAAAGCCUUCGUAUUCAUUCGGAAUGAGACUAGACAAUUCAAUGUUCUCUAAGGAUGUAAGUCCUGGACCAAAAUACCUGAUAGAAUCUCGUUAUACAAGGCAUGGACCGGAAGGCGAACCUAAAUAUUCGAUGCUUGCAAGACAGCCAGAAUUAAGACCCUUUAACAAUCCCGGUCCAGGAACUUACCGGGUGGAAUCGGUGCAUCCCCAAAACGAGCGAUGCGCACCGAGGUAUUCCAUGUCAGCACGAACACAAUAUAGAAGAUUUGAUGCUAAUCCUUCCCCAAAUACUUACAAGUUGCCUAGUGCUUUGGGAUCCAAUGUACCCAACAAGCCAUCGAGCGCUUGCUACACACUGAGAGGUCGAACAAGUGCGAUGGGGUUUGCCGAAGACCUCGCAAAGACUCCUGGUCCUGCUGGAUACAGAGUUCCCAACUACAAUACGGUAAGAAGAGCAGCUCCUCAGUAUUCUCUGAGUGCCCGGUGUUAUAUGCCGAGCGACAGAACAAAGAAACCGGGUCCGGGAGCUCACAAUGCAGAACGUGUAUCAUACCACUUGAAACGCAGUCCUUCAUUUUCUAUGGGUAUACGGCACUCUGAAUUCAUCACUCCCUUGAUAAUCGACGACCAGCCUGAAUCGUUAAAACAUCAAAAAAACAUGGCAUAA